Molecule: messenger RNA, 708 nt
Organism: Pyricularia grisea
Lineage: Eukaryota; Fungi; Ascomycota; Sordariomycetes; Magnaporthales; Pyriculariaceae
Exons: 1
Coding region: 1-708 (235 amino acids)
Cellular component (GO): mitochondrion
Source: RefSeq, a predicted model, not a curated record
AUGCCGCCCUCAAAACUAUUCUCCUUCUUGUCGAGCUUACUGCGCACGAGACCGACGACCGCCAGCGUACCCAGCAUAUCGCCAGCGGUCCACUCAAGAUGGGUAUCGAGUAAACGCACCUUCACAAUACCGGAGCCGAUCCCGCUCGUGCCCGACGUCCCGACGUUUCUCAGGCUGAUCGGGCGCGAUCUGGUCAAGCACGCGUCCAAGUUCCCAUCGUGGGAGGCCCUCUUCUCCCUGACGCCGUCCCAACUGCGCGAGCUGGGCAUCGAGCCGGCCCGGUCGCGGCGGUAUCUGGUCUCGUGGCGGAACAAGUACACGCAGGGACACUUUGGCAUCGGAGGCGACCUGAAGCACGUCGUCGACGGCGCGGCGGAGCUCAAGGUGCUCAACAUCCCCAAGGGCCCACUCAAGACACACCGGGUCGUCGUCAACGUGCCGCCCGGUUCAAAGCCCGAGGAUCUGCCGGAGGAGGACAGGCCCCGCGUCCAGGGCUACAAGGUCAUUGGAACUAGGACCAUUGCCGGCCCGUACGCCGUGCCAAUGAAGGACCACAAGGGGUCCAUCUUCAAGGCCGUCGACGGCCUGUGGGAGCACAAGAGGGGCAGGAAGAUUGACGGUGGUGAGAGGAGGAGGGCCGAGGUGCGGUUCAAGAGGAGGGUGGAGGAACGCAAGGCCAUGAGGGAGGCCCAGGGCUUCAACUACUGA